Molecule: messenger RNA, 994 nt
Organism: Solanum pennellii
Lineage: Eukaryota; Viridiplantae; Streptophyta; Magnoliopsida; Solanales; Solanaceae
Product: 18.1 kDa class I heat shock protein-like
Exons: 1
Coding region: 77-781 (234 amino acids)
Biological process (GO): response to salt stress; response to heat; protein complex oligomerization
Source: RefSeq, a predicted model, not a curated record
UCAUUGCAUCACAUUUCAUUUUCUCUCUAAUAUAUUUAUCUUAUACUAAAUCAAAUUAAGUGUACUACAAAAGAAAAUGUCUUUAGUACCUCUAUUUAACGGUCGCAAAAACCAUUCACGGCACGUACAAAAUUCUCCGCCAACAACAACAAUUACACCUCAAUUCCAAAAGAAUCAUAAUCGUUCUGAUUCUUACGAUCCAACAACAACAAUAAUGCAUCAAUAUAAACCAAAUCGAGGUAAUGAGAAAGAUCUUUAUAAUUAUCCACCACCAACAAGAAAUCAAGAUCUACACAAUCUUUUUAAUCAACUAGCAACAACAAAAUUCACACAUCAAUUCCAAACAAGUCGAGGUCAGAAGGAUCCUUAUGAUCCCUCUCAUAAAUUUUAUCUCGAAACCCCUCGAUCUCUCAUAGCACCAUCACUAUCAUUCCCACAUGUUACUCCAUUUUUAGCUCAAUUUGAGUGUAAUGUAACCCCAGAGGCAUAUGUUUUUAGAGCCAAUAAUUUGCAUGGAUAUAAGAAAGAAGAAGUGAAGGUACAAGUAGAAGAUGAUAGAGUCUUAAAGAUUAGUGGGGAGAAAAAAAUAGUAGAAAAAGAAUAUGACAAUUGGCAUCAUUUUCAGAAAAAAGUUGGCAAGUUUUCAACUGUUUUUAAUUUGCCUGAGGAUGCUGGGGUUGAUAAAGUGAUAUCAACAAUGGAGAAGGAAGUGCUUAUUGUCACUAUUCCUAAGAAGGGAGCGGUCAAGAAAUCACACGUUAGAACAGUUCGAAUAUUCUGAUAUAGAUAUAUUUAUAUUUCGUGUCAAAAAUGUUAUCGUUGAAUAGAGGGUAUACAUCACUUUUUAUUUAUAUAAGACUAAAAUAAGGAGGAAGUGCAAGGUUAAUGGAGUCGAUAUUUUAGUAUGCUUGUGUAAAAAUAAAAGGAAGUGCAAGGUUGUAAUAUUUUAUUUAUAUAGGACUUGGACUGAUCUAUAUUCUCCAACCUUUUUCGA